This is a messenger RNA of Zerene cesonia (dogface butterfly), 1288 nucleotides long. Its product is annotated as double-stranded RNA-specific editase B2-like. Gene Ontology annotation, cellular component: cytoplasm; nucleolus. Gene Ontology annotation, molecular function: double-stranded RNA adenosine deaminase activity; tRNA-specific adenosine deaminase activity; double-stranded RNA binding. The transcript is spliced from 10 exons. NCBI's taxonomy places the organism in Eukaryota, Metazoa, Arthropoda, Insecta, Lepidoptera, Pieridae. The coding region runs from base 144 to 1157 and encodes 337 amino acids. The record is from RefSeq and is a predicted model, not a curated record. Gene Ontology annotation, biological process: adenosine to inosine editing; RNA processing.
GGUUGUUCUUAUAACCAAUUUGACGCUGAUUCCUUUGGUAAAUAAAUUCGAUACAAAAUAAUUUUUAAAUCUUGUUGCAGUUUUGCUUGUUCUGACUUUUAAAUAAACAUAAAAAAUCAUUGUAAAUCUUGAAAUUCGCACAAAUGUCGAAUAAAGCUUUAAGAAUGGCGAAACAGCGUCCUGUCCAGUUCGUGUCGCACGGCGUGCAGAACCAGCAGGCGUCGGAGCAGUAUACGCCGGAGCAGCCUACGGGGCUAAAUGAUAGUAUGGAGGAAGACCAUGACAUGAAUGAGGUGUCGGAACAAAAGCCUUCCUGGAUGAAGAAAAUGCAAGGAGUUAAAAGAAUCUCUAACAAAGAGCGGCGCCGUCGACAGAACCAGAACCUGAGGAAACUUCUCACGCCCAAGAGCGCCCUGAUGGUGCUCAACGAGAUAAUGCCUGGGGAACAGUUGGUGUUCAAAGUGGAGCCGGUGCAAGAUAAGCAAUUUUACAAAUCAACAGACACGUGCUUCUGUGCUGAGGUCACGGUAGAGGGCAAGACCUUCAAGGGGGUUGGUGAGACGAAGGCGAACGCGCGGCACGCGGCGGCCGAGCUGGCCAUCCGCGAGCUGAUCAUCAGCCGCCUCAGCCGCCUGCAGGACCAGCAGGCCGCGUCCAACGCUGCCGCCACCGCCGCCAACGCCGCCGCCGACGCGACGGGCGAGGAGGGCAUGGAGUGCGCGGAGGAGGAGCCGAUGCCGAUGAUCCAGCUGGCGUCGUUCGCGCUGCACAAGCUGUUCAGCGAGUGGGAGGGCACCGGCCUGCGCGUGCCGCACUUCCGGCCCAGCGCCGCCUCCGUGUCGUCGGAGGCGGAGUGCGGGUCGGCGAGCGGGGGCGCGGCGGGGGCGAGGGGCGCGAAGGCGGCGAAGCAGCGCAGCGAGGUGCCGAGCGGCGCGGGCGCGAUGCACCCGUGCAUGCUGCUCACGUACAUGCGCCCGCGCACGCUGUACCGCGUGCUCGCCUGCACGGGCGACCGCCCGCAGAACUACGAGUACAAGAUGGCGAUCGACGUGGACGGCGCCACCUUCGUGGGCACCGGUAAAAACAAGAAGGAGGCAAGGAAGCAAGCCGCCAUCGCCGCUUGCACCUCGCUCUUCGGUGUCACGUUCGAUCAGUAGAUGUUAAUUGUUGUAUAUCCUAAGGUUUUAUUAUAAUCUAGAUGUAUUUAGGACCUAAAUAAGUUCAAUUUUAUUCAUGACUUAUCGACAUAUGAAGUUACGCCUCGCUUUUUGACGAUGGUACGAUGAAA